Sporothrix brasiliensis 5110 is the source of this 912-nucleotide messenger RNA. Its product is annotated as phosphoribosylformimino-5-aminoimidazole carboxamide ribotide isomerase. Gene Ontology annotation, cellular component: cytoplasm. The record is from RefSeq and is a predicted model, not a curated record. Gene Ontology annotation, molecular function: 1-(5-phosphoribosyl)-5-[(5-phosphoribosylamino)methylideneamino]imidazole-4-carboxamide isomerase activity. Lineage: Eukaryota; Fungi; Ascomycota; Sordariomycetes; Ophiostomatales; Ophiostomataceae. Bases 1 to 912 code for a protein of 303 amino acids. The transcript has a single exon. Gene Ontology annotation, biological process: L-histidine biosynthetic process; L-tryptophan biosynthetic process.
AUGACGCGCUUCCGCCCGUGCAUCGACCUCCAUGCGGGACAGGUCAAGCAGAUCGUCGGCGGCACCCUCGACUCGACCUCGGCCGCCCUCCAGACCAACUUUGUUGCCACCCAGCCACCGGCUCACUUUGCUCAGCUCUACCGCGACAACCGCCUGACAGGGGCCCAUGUCAUUAUGCUGGGCAGCGGGCCCGACAACCAGGCAGCCGCACGCGCGGCCGUUGGUGCGUGGCCGGGCGGGCUGCAGGUGGGCGGCGGCAUCAAGGACACGAAUGCAAAGGCAUGGAUCGAUGCCGGCGCCGACAAGGUGAUUGUCACGUCGUACCUUUUUGAGAAGGAGGACGCGACAGGGGUCGAUGGCGGAGACAAGUACAAGUUCAGCCAGGCGCGCCUUGACGCGGUGCUGGCAGCGCUCGGCGGCGACAAGGAGCGCCUCGUGAUUGACCUGAGCUGUCGGCGAAUCGCCCCAUCAGAGUCGUCGGCAUCGUCCUCUGCAUCGUCCCCUGCAGCCCCCGUCUGGGCUGUCGCCAUCAACAAGUGGCAGACCAUGACGGACAUGUACCUGUCGGCCGAGACCAUUGCCCAGCUCGCGCCCUACUGCAGUGAGUUCCUGGUGCAUGCCGCCGACGUCGAGGGCCUUCAACGGGGCAUUGAUGCCGAGCUGGUCGAGCAGCUGGCUUCAUGGUGCGGUGCCGCGGGCACGCCAGUAACCUACGCCGGCGGCGCACGGCAUGUGGACGACCUGGCGCUGGUGGAAAAUCUGAGCGGCGGACGCGUAGAUCUGACCAUUGGCAGCGCACUGGACUGCUUUGGUGGCUCGGGCGCGAAGCUCGACGACUGCAUUGCAUGGAACUUGAAAAAAGACAGAGAACUUGCUUCAAAUCCGACAGGGGCGACACAGGCUGCACCAUGA